Episyrphus balteatus (marmalade hoverfly) is the source of this 6074-nucleotide messenger RNA. RefSeq names its product DNA-directed RNA polymerase II subunit RPB1 (gene RpII215). The record is from RefSeq and is a predicted model, not a curated record. The transcript has 7 exons. Lineage: Eukaryota; Metazoa; Arthropoda; Insecta; Diptera; Syrphidae. Gene Ontology annotation, molecular function: DNA binding. The coding region runs from base 208 to 5880 and encodes 1890 amino acids. Gene Ontology annotation, cellular component: RNA polymerase II, core complex. Gene Ontology annotation, biological process: transcription by RNA polymerase II.
UUCAUAUAUAAAAAAGAGUGCAGAGAAAACCAACAUGUCUGCUAGUAAUUUUCAUACCAUUGUGCUGUCGUUGCAUUAACUUUCAGUUCUACAAGUGAAAAAAAAAAUCAUCUCCGCAUUUAAUUUUAUACAAUUUUGAAAAAGUGAGAGAACCAAGGGGGUUUUUAAUCAAAUCUUAUCCGAUAAACAACACAGCCACCAACCACAAUGGCGUCGAGCGAUUCCAAAGCUCCCGUACGCCAGGUUCGCAGAGUGCAAUUCGGUAUUUUGUCGCCUGACGAAAUCCGUCGUAUGUCUGUGACCGAAGGUGGUGUAAUGUUCCCAGAAACUAUGGAAGGAGGUCGGCCAAAACUUGGCGGUCUCAUGGAUCCGCGUCAGGGCGUCAUUGAUCGAACAUCCAGAUGCCAAACGUGCGCUGGAAACAUGACUGAGUGUCCUGGGCACUUUGGUCAUAUUGAUCUGGCAAAGCCAGUAUUUCACAUUGGUUUCAUUACCAAGACAAUUAAGAUUUUGCGAUGCGUAUGUUUUUAUUGCUCCAAAAUGUUGGUCUCACCCAACAAUCCUAAAAUUAAAGAAAUUGUUAUGAAGUCGAAAGGUCAGCCGCGAAAGCGUUUAGCUUAUGUUUAUGAUUUGUGCAAAGGCAAAACUGUUUGCGAGGGUGGCGAAGACAUGGACAUGACGAAAGAUGGGCAACAAGCUGAUCCGGGCAAGAAGCAGGGUCACGGUGGUUGUGGUCAUUAUCAGCCAUCGAUUCGUCGUACAGGACUUGAGCUGACUGCUGAAUGGAAGCACGUCAAUGAGGAUUCACAGGAAAAGAAAAUCGCCAUAACAGGUGAACGAGUUUGGGAAAUCCUCAAGCACAUCGUCGAUGAAGAAUGCUUCAUCCUCGGCAUGGAUCCCAAGUAUGCUCGUCCCGAUUGGAUGAUCGUCACUACUUUGCCAGUUCCCCCACUCUCAGUCAGACCGGCUGUGGUGAUGUUUGGAGCAGCCAAGAAUCAGGACGAUUUGACGCACAAACUGGCCGACAUCAUUAAGGCCAACAAUGAAUUGAAGAAAAACGAAGCGUCGGGUGCUGCCGCCCACGUUAUUCAAGAAAACAUAAAAAUGUUGCAGUUCCAUGUGGCCACUCUGGUAGACAAUGACAUGCCAGGAAUGCCUCGGGCCAUGCAAAAAUCCGGCAAACCUUUAAAAGCCCUGAAAACACGUCUCAAGGGCAAAGAAGGUCGUAUUCGUGGUAAUUUGAUGGGAAAGCGUGUAGAUUUCUCCGCUCGUACUGUCAUCACACCCGAUCCCAACUUGCGUAUCGAUCAGGUUGGUGUUCCGCGAUCGAUUGCCCAGAAUUUAACAUUCCCAGAACUGGUGACACCCUUUAACAUUGACAGAAUGCAGGAACUGGUACGACGUGGUAAUUCCCAGUAUCCUGGAGCCAAGUAUAUUGUACGAGACAAUGGAGAGCGUAUUGAUUUACGUUUCCAUCCCAAACCGAGUGAUUUGCAUUUACAGUGUGGUUACAAAGUGGAGCGGCAUUUGCGUGACGACGACUUGGUCAUCUUCAACCGUCAGCCAACGCUACACAAGAUGAGUAUGAUGGGGCAUCGUGUGAAGGUUUUGCCCUGGUCGACAUUCCGUAUGAACUUGUCGUGUACUUCACCCUACAACGCUGAUUUCGAUGGUGACGAGAUGAAUCUGCACGUCCCUCAAUCUAUGGAGACUCGUGCUGAAGUCGAGAACAUUCACAUUACUCCUCGCCAGAUUAUUACGCCACAAGCCAACAAACCCGUCAUGGGUAUUGUGCAGGAUACUCUGACAGCCGUACGAAAAAUGACCAAGCGUGAUGUAUUCAUCAAUCGCGAACAGGUCAUGAAUUUACUGAUGUUCUUGCCAACUUGGGAUGGCAAAGUACCACAACCGUGCAUUUUGAAACCACGUCCCUUGUGGACGGGUAAACAAAUCUUCUCGCUCAUUAUUCCCGGCAAUGUAAACAUGAUUCGAACACAUUCAACCCAUCCCGAUGAAGAGGAUGAUGGACCGUACAAAUGGAUUUCGCCUGGAGACACAAAAGUCAUGGUCGAGCAUGGAGAUCUGAUUAUGGGAAUUUUGUGUAAAAAGACACUGGGUACUUCGGCCGGAUCGUUGUUGCAUAUUGUUUUCUUGGAAUUGGGACACGAGAUCGCUGGUCGGUUCUAUGGUAAUAUUCAGACUGUGAUCAAUAACUGGUUGUUGUUGGAGGGUCACAGUAUCGGUAUUGGUGAUACAAUUGCUGAUCCUCAGACAUAUAAUGAAAUCCAGAUGUCAAUUAAGAAAGCCAAAGACGAUGUCAUCUGUGUUAUUCAAAAGGCCCACAACAUGGAAUUAGAACCAACACCAGGUAACACUUUGCGUCAGACUUUCGAAAAUCAAGUAAAUCGUAUUCUAAACGACGCUCGUGACAAAACUGGUGGCUCUGCUAAGAAAUCGUUGACAGAAUACAACAAUUUAAAGGCUAUGGUGGUGUCUGGUGCCAAAGGUUCCAACAUUAACAUCUCUCAGGUUAUUGCUUGUGUGGGUCAACAGAACGUCGAAGGUAAACGUAUUCCAUAUGGUUUCCGUAAGCGUACCCUCCCACAUUUCAUCAAAGACGAUUACGGUCCCGAAUCUAGAGGUUUCGUAGAAAAUUCAUAUCUUGCCGGAUUGACACCAUCUGAAUUCUAUUUUCACGCUAUGGGAGGUCGUGAAGGUCUUAUCGAUACUGCUGUAAAAACUGCUGAAACUGGUUACAUUCAGCGUCGUCUGAUAAAGGCUAUGGAGUCUGUCAUGGUAAAUUAUGAUGGUACAGUACGUAAUUCAGUCGGCCAGCUGAUUCAGUUGCGUUACGGUGAGGAUGGUCUGUGUGGAGAAACUGUAGAGUUUCAGAAUUUACCCACUGUCAAACUUUCCAACAAGUCAUUUGAGAAAAGAUUUAAGUUUGAUUGGUCAAAUGAACGGUAUAUGCGAAAAGUAUUCGCCGAUGAUGUUAUCAAGGAGUUGAGCGAGUCAAAUAAUGCUCUUCCUGAGUUGGAAACCGAAUGGGAACAAUUGUGUCGCGAUCGUGAGGCUCUAAGACAGAUUUUCCCAAGUGGAGAAUCAAAGGUCGUAUUGCCUUGUAAUUUGCAACGUAUGAUUUGGAAUGUACAAAAGAUUUUCCACAUCAACAAACGUGUACCCACUGAUUUGAGUCCAUUGCGGGUAAUUCACGGUGUAAGGGAUCUUCUGCAGCGGUGUGUCAUAGUGGUGGGCAACGAUCGUCUUUCCAAACAAGCCAACGAGAACGCCACGCUGCUCUUCCAGUGUUUGGUCCGUUCAACUUUGUGUACUAAAUAUGUUGCCGAAGAAUUCCGUCUCUCCACUGAAGCAUUUGAGUGGUUGAUCGGAGAAAUCGAAACACGUUUCCAACAGGCACAAGCAAAUCCUGGUGAGAUGGUGGGUGCCUUAGCUGCCCAGUCAUUGGGAGAACCUGCUACACAGAUGACAUUGAACACUUUCCAUUUUGCUGGUGUGUCUUCGAAGAACGUAACCCUGGGUGUACCCAGGUUGAAGGAAAUUAUUAAUAUUUCCAAGAAGCCAAAGGCUCCUUCUCUAACCGUCUUUCUUACUGGUGGUGCUGCACGUGAUGCUGAAAAAGCAAAGAAUGUACUUUGUCGGUUGGAACACACAACUUUGCGAAAGGUUACAGCAAACACAGCUAUUUACUACGAUCCGGAUCCACAACGUACUGUUAUAUCGGAAGAUCAAGAGUUCGUCAAUGUUUACUAUGAAAUGCCUGAUUUCGACCCUACACGUAUAUCUCCCUGGUUGCUUCGUAUCGAACUGGAUCGCAAGCGUAUGACAGAUAAAAAACUGACCAUGGAACAAAUUGCUGAAAAGAUCAAUGCUGGCUUCGGAGACGAUUUGAAUUGUAUUUUCAAUGACGACAAUGCAGAUAAACUAGUCCUCCGAAUUCGUAUCAUGAACAACGAAGAAAAUAAAUUCCAAGAUUCUGAAGAGGAUGCUGUUGAUAAGAUGGAAGAUGACAUGUUCUUGCGUUGUAUUGAGGCAAACAUGUUGUCUGACAUGACUCUACAGGGUAUCGAGGCAAUUGGUAAAGUAUAUAUGCAUUUACCACAAACGGACAGUAAGAAGCGUAUUGUCAUCACCGAGACUGGUGAAUUCAAAGCUAUUGGAGAGUGGCUUUUGGAAACUGAUGGUACUUCUAUGAUGAAAGUACUAAGUGAAAGGGAUGUUGAUCCGGUUAGGACGUUCUCCAACGAUAUCUGUGAAAUUUUCCAAGUAUUGGGAAUAGAGGCUGUGCGUAAGUCGGUCGAAAAGGAAAUGAACGCUGUGUUGCAGUUCUACGGAUUGUACGUGAACUAUCGACAUUUGGCUUUGUUGUGUGACGUAAUGACAGCCAAGGGCCAUUUGAUGGCCAUCACUCGUCACGGUAUUAAUAGGCAAGAUACUGGUGCUCUUAUGAGAUGUUCCUUUGAGGAAACUGUUGAUGUGUUGAUGGAUGCUUCUGCGCAUGCUGAGACAGAUCCUAUGAGAGGUGUGUCUGAAAAUAUUAUCAUGGGACAGCUGCCAAAGAUGGGAACUGGUUGCUUCGAUUUACUAUUAGACGCGGAAAAGUGUCGCUUUGGUAUUGAAAUUCCUAGUACAUUAGGAGCAGGCAAUCUUGUUGGUGGAAUGUUCUUUGGGGCUGCAUCCACACCAAGCAUGACACCGCCAAUGACACCAUGGGUGCAAUGUGGCACACCGAGAUUCUUCUCACCUCCAUCAGGAACAAUUAGUGGUAUGACUCCAGGUGGACCAAGUUUCUCACCUUCUGCUCAAUCAGAUGCAUCUGGUAUGUCUCCAAGUUGGUCACCAGGUCAUCCGGGAUCUUCACCAAGUUCUCCUGGGCCCCCAAUGUCGCCAUAUUUCCCACCAUCUCCGAGCGCAUCACCAGCAUAUUCUCCAACAAGUCCACAUUACACUGCUUCAUCGCCUGGAGCAGCAUCACCAACAUACUCACCGUCGAGUCCUAAUUAUUCUCCAACCAGUCCAGCAUAUGGGUCAGCAAGUCCACGUUUUACAUCUACAACACCCAACUUUGGACCACAAUCAACGGGAUAUUCCCCAACAUCAAGCGGUUAUUCACCAACAUCGCCGAUAUAUUCUCCAACCUCAAAUUAUCCAUCGUCAUCGACACCGUCAUUUUCGGGAGGAGGCUCCAAUACAUAUUCCCCAAACAGUGCUUAUUCUCCAACCAGCACAAACUAUUCACCCAAUUCCCCCAGUUAUUCCCCAACAUCCCCAUCAUAUUCUCCUUCAAGUCCCUCAUAUUCUCCGACUUCGCCCUGCUAUUCACCAGCUUCGCCGUCGUAUUCUCCUUCGUCGGCAAAUUACACACCGAAUACGCCAUCGUAUUCCCCAACUUCGCCCAAUUAUUCAGCAUCUCCGCAUUACUCCCCGGCUUCUCCGGCGUACUCACAAACAGGAGGCAAGUACUCACCAACUUCGCCGACAUAUUCGCCACCGUCACCAUCGUAUGACGGAAGUCCACAAUACACACCGGGAUCACCCCAACACUCUCCGGCAAGUCCUAAAUAUUCACCAACCUCUCCGCUAUAUUCACCAAGUUCGCCACAACAUUCUCCGGCUAAUCAAUAUAGCCCAACUGGAAGCAAUUAUUCAACGACAAGUCCACGUUAUACACCGAAUAUGUCAAUUUAUUCACCAAGCAGUCCCAAAUAUUCCCCGACCAGUCCAAAUUAUACACCAACUUCGAGGAACUAUUCUCCGACCAGUCCAAUGUAUUCGCCGACUGUUCCAUCAUCAACAGGGUAUAGUCCCACAAGCCCAGCUUAUUCACCAAGCAGUCCCACAUAUGACGAAACUGACGAUUAAACAUUUUUUUUAUAACAAUCUUUUUUUUUCUUUUCUUCUUCAUAUUCUUAUUUUAAAUUACAAUUGACCGUUGAGUAGUCUUUGAAUAAUUAUAUCAACAAAAUUAUAUAUUAAUAAAUAAAACUUUUUAUUAUGAAUGUAUUAAAGUUAUUAAUAAUUAUUAUUGAAAAACCAAUAAAAAUUAUAAAAAGAAA